Messenger RNA from Ipomoea triloba (trilobed morning glory), 3051 nucleotides. RefSeq lists its product as uncharacterized. NCBI's taxonomy places the organism in Eukaryota, Viridiplantae, Streptophyta, Magnoliopsida, Solanales, Convolvulaceae. The transcript is spliced from 7 exons. The record is from RefSeq and is a predicted model, not a curated record. Gene Ontology annotation, molecular function: helicase activity. The coding region runs from base 1 to 2904 and encodes 967 amino acids.
AUGGAAAUUGCAAAGAAGAAAGGAGGGAAGAAACGUGGAGGGCAGGGCUUGAUCGAUAUAGUGUUCUCGUGGUCUUUAGAAGACGUGAUGAACAAAAAUCUGUACAAAGACAAGGUUAAGGAAAUUCCAGAUACCUUCUUGUCCGAGGAGCAUUAUCUCAAUUCAUUCAUGCAUCCCCUUCUUGAAGAAACACGUGCUGAUUUGUACUCAAACAUGACAGACUCACUCCGUAAUGCCCCGUCCUGUGAGGUCUUAGACUUAGGAACCGGCAAGGGUUUCAACCCCCCUAAUGAUCUGUUCUACGAGAUCCGCUUGAAGAGAACUAGAAAUGGUUAUGGUGAGAGUAAAACACCAUAUGAACCACAGGGUGGUGAACUAAUUGCUCUCUCUGAUGUGAGGCCUAAGCGCAUAGAGGACCUGAACAGACCAAAGAUAUCCUAUCUCAUAGCUGUAGUAGGAAGCAGGGAUGAUGAUGAUGAUUCAGAUUGGUUUCCAAUCCUAUCAUCAAAGCCCAUUAUCUUCCAAAAGAACAAUGAGGAGAAGAAAAAGGGAGAUGAACUUUUUAUUGUCUAUCUUACUAGUUUGGUUACAAAUAUUCGCAUAUGGAAUUCUCUGAAAAUGGACCUGGAAAGUGCUAACUUGAAUAUUAUCAGAACAGUGUUGCAAGUUCAUCAGGAUGAUGCAGCAAAUUCUGCCCCAGAAGAAAUUGAAGAGAAACAUGUCCAGGAUGAUAGAAAUUGUGACCUUUGUACCCAACAAGAAACUGAAUCUACUAUUUCAUUGAAUGCUAGAGCAGCCAUACACUCGUUUGGAUUAGAUGAUUCCCAGGAAAUGGCUAUUCUGAGUUGUGUAACAACAACACAAUGUGUGCACCGAAAUAGUGUUAAGCUAAUUUGGGGUCCUCCUGGGACUGGGAAAACAAAGACAGUUGCCUCCAUGUUAUCAGUCCUCUUCAAUAUGAAAUGCAGAUCUUUGACUUGUGCUCCAACAAACAUUGCAGUCAUUGGAGUUGCAAAGCGGUUUAUGGUAAUGGUACGAGAAAGCCUCCAAUAUGGGUCUUAUGGUCUAGGAGACAUUGUUUUGGUUGGUAACAAGGAAAGAAUGAAGGUAGUGGAUCACGAGGAUCUGUGGGAUGUGUUUCUGGCUUAUCGUGUCAAUGCUCUUGCUAGCUGUGUAUCACCUUCGGUUGGGUGGCAAGUUGGUUUGAUCUCGAUGAUAAGUUUGCUUGAAGAACCGGAAGUGUUGUACAAAAAAUAUUUAGAAACAGUAAAAGAGAAGGAUGAAGACAGUGAUGAAGAACCUGGGAGUGGAGAAGUGAAUGCUGCUGAGAAAGAUGGUUUGAUCACAAAGAAAGACUUGAAAAAAACAAGGAUAAGUAAUCCUUUGAACAAGUUCAUUAUUCAGACCAUAAAGGAAAACAAGAAGAAAAAAUCGAUAAGUAAAAAAUCUUCUCGGAACAAUGCUAAAUGUCAUAAAGGAAAGGGAUGCACUAGCAGAGAGGUAAAGAUUUGGACAUUUGAUGAAUUCAUUUUGAAGAAGUAUGAAUCUUUAGUGGAGCAAUUAGAGUUUUGUAUGAAAACCUUGUACACUCAUUUGCCCACCUCAUACAUCUCUCUGGAAGCAGUCAUGAAUAUGGUUAGAGCAAUUAAUUUGCUUCCAACUCUUGGAGCAUUGUUGAAAACUCUCUCUGAGACACAUGGAGGACUGAGAGAUGGCUUUAAGGGGACCGAUGCUGGAGGACACCUUUAUGCAUUUAGGACAGUAAAAUCGGAAUGCGUUGCACUGUUAACACUUCUUCGUGGCAGCAUUCGCCUCCCAAAUUUUUUUGAAAAAUAUGAAAUUCAGAGCUUUUGUUUGAAAAGUGCAGUCUUGAUUUUCUCAACUGCCUCAAGUUCAUCCAAGUUGCAUGGCAGUGCGCCAAUUGAGGUGGUGGUGAUUGAUGAAGCCGCUCAGCUUAAAGAAUGUGAAUCCACUAUUCCCUUGCAUCUACCCGGUGUUCGCCAUGCUGUACUCAUUGGAGAUGAGAAACAAUUGCCAGCAAUGGUUCAAAGCAAGAUUUGCGAGAAGGCUAAAUUCGGGAGGAGCUUGUUUGAGAGGCUGGUUAAAUUAGGACACAAGAAGCACCUUCUUAACAUUCAAUACAGAAUGCAUCCCUCAAUUAGUUUGUUCCCAAACAAGAAAUUCUACGAAGAGAAGGUCACAAAUGGUCCUAAUGUCACCAACAUAAGAUAUGAGAAGCGAUUUCUCAAAGGAAACAUGUAUGGACCAUAUUCUUUCAUCAACAUAAGCAAGGGAAGAGAAGAGUUUGAUGACAAUUGUAGUUGUAGAAACAUGGCAGAAGCUUGUGCAGUAGCCAAGAUUGUUGCAAUGCUUUGCAGAGAAUCUCGAGCUUCGAAACAAAGAGUUCGUGUUGGCUGCAUAUCACCUUACAAAGCUCAGGUCUUUGCCAUCCAAGAAAUGCUUGGCAAGAAAUACAGCACAGAUGUGGAGAGUGACUUCUCGGUGAAUGUACGUUCUGUAGAUGGGUUUCAAGGCGGAGAGGAAGACGUGAUCAUCAUAUCAACGGUUCGGUCUAAUGGAAGAGGAGCAGUGGGCUUCUUGUCCAACUUCCAGCGCACAAAUGUCGCCUUGACUCGGGCUAGAUACUGCCUUUGGGUUUUGGGCAACGGUGCGACCUUGAUCAAUAGCGGUACAGUUUGGAGGGACAUCGUCGUAGAUUCUAUUGCCCGCGGCUGCUACUAUGAUGCCUGCAAUGACAAGGACUUGGGAAUAGCACUUGCAUAUGUGUCUGAUGAGCUAACCACCAAGUUCUCUGCAAUGAGUCUUGGCCAUAAACCUGCCUUUGGAAAGAAGAAGAUUUUUGAGAAUAGAGAUCGGUUUUCAUACAAACAGAGACGGGGUUGAAGAGGAUUUAAGAGCUAAUCAAAAGUUCCAUUUGAAGAUUGGUGUUGACGAGUUUUAGAGCAUCCUCUAUAGUGAUGAUUUAUUUGAGGUUUUUGAAGUGCCAAUUAGGAGAGAGAGAGCAGGGAAAGAGAAGAAGGAAAAAAAAAA